Lolium rigidum is the source of this 1909-nucleotide messenger RNA. RefSeq names its product pentatricopeptide repeat-containing protein At3g04130, mitochondrial-like. Lineage: Eukaryota; Viridiplantae; Streptophyta; Magnoliopsida; Poales; Poaceae. Bases 329 to 1825 code for a protein of 498 amino acids. Gene Ontology annotation, molecular function: protein binding. The transcript is spliced from 2 exons. The record is from RefSeq and is a predicted model, not a curated record.
GUCUCCCCCGGCCUCUGCUGAAUUGCUUCGUCGCCGCGUUCCACUCCUGCUCGUCGCGCCGCUAUUAUCCACAACAGGGACUAGGAACCAGAUCCAGUAGAACUAACCAAAAGAGACCCUGUAUUGAGUUGAUUCCCACGAUGGCAUGGGUCUAUAUUGCUUGAUCCUGAACUGUUGAAACUAUUUGAGGACUCGGUGAAUAAAAAUACAGUUGAUACUAGAAGGAAGUAUCUGCGAUUGGCUAUAGCUUCAUCUUGCGACCGUCAGCUAUUAUUGUAGACUCUGAUAUUCAGCACUUGGUUUUGCUAUUUUCUGCUCCCAUCACCUGAUGCAUUCACUGAGUCUCUGGCGCUGCCAUGGUGCUGUGAGAGCCUUGCAAUUACUCCCUUCUUGUAGGUUGUCAUUAUCAUCGCUUACCCACGCAAGCCAAGAUCUUAACAGCAUCGAGCUCACCGUGGAGGAAGAAGCAUCAGCAUCACAGAUCAAGAGUUCCCUCUUGAAGGCACGCAAUGGGAGUGUGCAGAAUUUGGUUCAGUCCCUUGGGGUUGACUGUCCGGCAAUUCAGCUUACAAGUAACAUUGUGGAUAGCUUGCUAUUUAAGUUUGGAGAUGACUGGAAGUCUGCAUUGGGUCUCUUUCAGUGGGCACAGUCGAGGGACAACUACAAGCACACUGCAUAUGCUUGUAGUAGGAUAAUUGAUUUGCUUGGGAAGAUGAGGCAGCUCGACCAGAUGUGGGAUCUAUUGCCUGACAUGUACUGCAGAGGGCUUUUGACUGUUGAGAUAUUUGCGAAGAGCAUCAGGAGGUUGGCAGGUGCAAGGAGAUGGAAGGAUGCUAUUAUGUUGUUUGAUAAGCUGGAUGACAUGGGUCUGGAGAGGAAUACAGAGACGAUGAAUGUUCUGCUUGAUGCACUUUGCAAAGAAAAGAAGAUUGAAGUAGCACGCCAGGUCUUUCUUGUGCUCAGUCCACCCAUCCAGCCUGAUGCAUACACCUUCAACAUUUUCGUCCAUGGGUGGUGCAGUGCACGUAAGAUCGAUGAGGCAAAGUGGACAAUUGAUGAGAUGAAAUCUCGGGGAUUUCCGCCUUCAGUUAUCACAUACACCGCUCUUCUUGAAGCUUACUGUAAGCAAGAAAAAUUUAGGAUGGCCUAUGAAGUUCUUGAUUCAAUGUGUUCCGAGGGAUGUCAUCCCAACGUCAUCACUUACACUAUGAUCAUGACCUCAUUGGCAAAAUGUAAUAUGUUUGAAGAUGCUCUGAGUAUAUCUCACAGAAUGAAGUCAUCUGGCUGUAAGCCCGAUACACUAUACUACAAUUCCUUGAUUAACUUGCUGGGUAAAGCUGGUCAUUUGUCUGAAGCUUCCCAAGUAUUUAAGGUGGAGAUGCCAAUGAAUGGUGUGCCGCACAGUUUGGCUACCUAUAACACCAUGAUAUCAAUCUUCUGCCAGAAAAACCGAGAUGAAGAUGCUCUGAAUGUGCUGAAAGAAAUGGAGGCACAGUCUUGUAAGCCUGAUAUUCAGACAUACCGACCACUUCUAAGACUGUUUUUAAACAGAAGAGGCCAACAUGGCACCAUUCGGAACUUGUUGGAUGAAUUUGUCAAUAAACAUAGUCUAGGUUUAGAUGUUGAUACGUACAGCCUUCUGAUCCAUGGUCUUUAUAGAGUUGGUGAGACUGACUGGGCAUAUCAACUGUUUGAGGAGAUGGUUGGUAGUGAAAUAGGACCUAGGUAUAAAACAUGGGAUUUGCUUUUGAGUGACGCACAAAGCAAAAACAUGGAGCGGCGUGUUGAAAAGAUCCGGCACUACAUGACUUGCUUUGGCAUUUAAGCUUAGAUAAAUGAGAUGAAAUAUAUUCUCCUAUAUUGUGAAAACAUGCAGCCUGUUUGUUGAAGUUUGCAGUCUUCUUUGAAA